CAAACCACAGCUUGAAUUCUUGUGCAUCAGUCCCAUACUCCUGAGGAGACGGGCGCAUGGGUUGUUGCGGCACCAAGGGUGCUGUUUGGAAAGCAAAACUUGAAGAUGUGAAGUUGAGAAUUAUGAUGAGAAAGCCCUGGCGCAAGACCUAUGCCAGCGGGCAGCCGCCAGACAUUGCAGAGCUUAGCCGUGCGGUCAACGACUUGGAGCAAUGCCAUGGUUAUUUUGAGAGCGAGGGCACGGAUCGGGAAUCCCUUGGCAUCAUCCAGAACCUGGCCAAUGCGUUGGUUGAGGAGCUCCAUAGUUUGAUGGACCCUCGACUGAUCAAGCAGCACAGAGGGGCGUUGGAGCAUAUGGUCCGCCUCAGCAAGCAAGUGAACAACUUCCGAGCAAACAAGUCGGACCUCGUGGGCCAGAAGUACAAGGCCCUGGUGAAAGAGGAGCUGAGGAAGUUGCUGGAUUCUUGCGAGUACUCCAUGAGUGCAUGUGAAGCGACUAGAUUGCUUCCAACAUCCAAAAAGGUUGUUGGAUCUCUAGAGGAAGCAGCCAAAAUGCUGCGAGAGGUGCCCGAAAUGGAAGUCGAGUACGUCAACACGUGCCGCUCGUGGUGCGAUUUGGUGUUAACUGUCCUCCCCUCCACGAUCGAAGAGCAGCCUAGGGAUGUGAAGGCAAUCUUGGAGCUUACGUCCAAAGCAGACGGAAGUCUUCGGAAUUGUGUCGACCGCAGCCGCGUGUGGGCACCCCUCGCAGCCCGAGCGCGAGAGGUGCGGGACAACGUGGCUGCUACGGUGGCCUCUGGCAAACUCUUAGAGUUGGAGGAGUUGGUGUCAAAAGACUUGAACCUGUCGCGUGCCAUCAAGUUGCUAGACGAAUUCAGCGAGCUGUGCGUCAAUCCGGAUGAGACCCAGAAAGUGAAGCUCCGAGGCUGCAUUUCUACGUUGGUGGAGACCAUCCAGAGUGCCUUUGAGCAGGCCAUUGCCUCGGGCGACACUGCUGGGAUGCAAACGCUCCUGAGCUGCGCCAAGGACCUGGACGAGAAGCAGAAGAAGUGCAUUGGAGAGGAGGCUGGGCUGAUCUCCAGGAGUUUGGAGCAGAAGAAGGCUGGAGUGACACUGAAAUCCAUCCUGCCCAAUGCGGAGCGCAACGUGAGAGAACAGUCGCAGGAGCUCCACAAGCAUUUCCUACAGGCUGAGGAGCGCUUCAAAAAGACAGACCCGGAGAAACUGGAGCAGUUGGCCACGGGUGCUCGUUGGCGUUUCCGCUUGGGUUCAGGCAAGUUCAGAGAAUUCCAGGAGGAAAAGAUCCAGGAGGUGGAAGCACUUUAUCAAAGCUGGUGCAAAAAAGGCAAGCCCACGAACAAGCAAGAUUGCCGCUAUGAGAUCACCAUUCAGGUAAAGGGCGCUGGACCGCCUACCAAAAGCAUGGCAAGCACCGGACCUGGUGGGCCUCGGGAACGUUGUCCGUAUGGGGAGAAGUGCUACCGGAAGAAUCCGGAACACAGGAAAGACAUGAGCCAUCCCGGCGAUCCGGACUGGGACGAUAAUCCAGCCAAGGAGGCCGACGGAGAGGUGAGGCUGGAAACCUACUCGCUGGACUUUCACCUUAUGACCCAGGUGAACCUGACUCGAGGGGGUCGUGCAAUGCGUCCUAUCAAGCGUGACGAGGGCAAGACCUUGGGCCAAGAGAUCACUCACGUCUACAGAGAGAAGGUGACAGAGUUCGUCAAAGAUACGGAAGACACUUUCAGCCAGGCUGAAGUGGAGCUCCAUCUUCUGGGCGGAAGUGAGCGUGAAGACAUGCAAAAGCAGGCGGAUGCGCUCGUUGAAGCCAUGCGGCCAGCUCUGGUGGAGUAGGGAGACCUAUCUUUGGGAAUCAACUGGGGGUCAGACUGCAUCUGAGUGAACUGGUAUGUUUCAAAACGCU
Messenger RNA from Durusdinium trenchii, 1923 nucleotides. The record is from the annotation of a GenBank genome assembly. NCBI's taxonomy places the organism in Eukaryota, Dinophyceae, Suessiales, Symbiodiniaceae.